This is a messenger RNA of Lycium ferocissimum, 873 nucleotides long. RefSeq lists its product as uncharacterized. The transcript has a single exon. NCBI's taxonomy places the organism in Eukaryota, Viridiplantae, Streptophyta, Magnoliopsida, Solanales, Solanaceae. The record is from RefSeq and is a predicted model, not a curated record. The coding region runs from base 1 to 873 and encodes 290 amino acids.
AUGCUAGGCCGGUCGGUCGGCGAAUCACUGGGGGUGUACCUAACCCCUCUGCCCUCGAACAAUAACCCUUUGCCUCCCCAAAUCAAUUAUGCUGCUGCACUGACGAAUCGCGAGACAACGAAGAAAUCGAAGUUUGUAAGAUUGGAACCUCGACCCUUUGAGAUAGUGGAUGGGAAGGCUAAAGUGGUUUUCUUGACAACGGAGGACAAAUUAUUGGUGGAGAAGUGCAAACUAACUUUAGUGGGAAAGUUCUCUCGAACUCGCCCCCAAAUCGACAAACUUAGGGAAGACUUUAAAAGGUCCUACCCGUUGAAGGGGACCUUCAAGAUUGGAGCAUAUGACUGGAGACAUAUCUUCAUUGACUUCACGGAUGAGGAUGACUUCAAACGAUUUGAUGGAAAGAAUACUCUGCAUUUAUGUGGGGCACAUAUGAGACUACAAAGAUGGACUCGCAAAUUCAAAGUGGCAAUGGAGUCGACCUUGGCGCCAGUGUGGGUGACGCUCCCAGACCUGCCAUGGCACUACCAUGACUGGGCAGCGAUUGAGAGAAUCUUGGAACCAAUUGGACCACUGAUUGCUCUAGACAAGGCUACCAUAGCAAGGACUAGACCCACGACGGCAAAGGCUAGGGUGGAAAUAGACCUAUCUCGGCCAAGACUGAACGAGAUAGAGGUUGCUCUAGUUGAUGACACUGGCGAGUUAGACACCUUUAACCAAAUCAUUGAAUACGAGAAUGCCCCGGAGUUCUGCUUCUUCUGUAAAGUUCAAGGCCACUCGGAUGGGUACUAUGGGUUUGCAACAUCCAAAGAAGGACCCAGCCAUGAAGGUGCAAGGAGAAAAAAACAAGAUUCCGGAGAAGGGGCCAAUGAAUGA